Ziziphus jujuba (common jujube) is the source of this 1409-nucleotide messenger RNA. RefSeq lists its product as uncharacterized. The record is from RefSeq and is a predicted model, not a curated record. The transcript is spliced from 8 exons. NCBI's taxonomy places the organism in Eukaryota, Viridiplantae, Streptophyta, Magnoliopsida, Rosales, Rhamnaceae. Bases 81 to 1208 code for a protein of 375 amino acids.
AUAAAUACAAAACGAUUAAAGAGAGGGCAACGGCAAAGCCCAACAAAUUUUUUAGCGGGAGAAGCCAGAGGAGCCGAAAGAUGGGAGCUGAAGCUUUGCCCACCGCCACCACCACCACCACCAUCACCAUCAGCAGCAACGGUAAUGGCAAGGAAGCUCCUCUGGUACUUGGACUGCAAGCAUCAGCUCUUGUGGACCAUGUGGCCCGCGUCGAUUGUUCCUUGCUCGAUCAGAUCCCCGGAGAGCGUGGUGGCUCUGUUGCAAUUGAAGAGCUUGAGUACAUACUCAGUGAGGUGAAGAACCAUAUUCUCCAGUCACCAGAUGAGUUAUCUGCAGUCAAAACGAUGGCUGGGGGAAGCGUUGCCAAUACCAUUAGGGGGCUGAGUGCAGGAUUUGGAAUCUCCUGUGGAAUUAUCGGGGCCUGCGGGGAUGAUGAGCAAGGCCAAUUAUUUGUGAGUAACAUGAGCUCUAAUUGUGUGAACCUCACAAGAAUGAGGAUGAAGAAGGGUCCCACAGCUCAGUGUGUUUGCCUUGUUGAUGAGUUGGGCAAUCGUACAAUGCGUCCCUGUCUUUCUAGUGCUGUGAGACUUAAGGCAGACGAAUUGAAUAGAGAAGAUUUUAAGGGCGGCAAGUGGUUGUUGUUGAGGUAUGGAAUAAUCAAUUUGGAAGUGAUUAGGACGGCUGUUCAGAUUGCCAAAGAAGAGGGUCUGAUGGUGUCACUGGAUUUGGCCAGCUUUGAGAUGGUUCGAAACUUUAGAGUACCUCUUCUACAGCUACUGGAGUCUGGAAAUAUAGACCUUUGCUUUGCCAAUGAGGAUGAAGCAACAGAACUGUUAAGUGAUUGCAGAAGUGGAGAAAAUGCUGAUCCAGAAGUUGCACUAGAAUUUCUGUCCAAACACUGCAAGUGGGCUGUGGUGACAUUAGGCUGCAAUGGAAGCAUUGCAAGGCAUGGAAACGAGAUUGUCCGAGUUCCUGCUAUAGGGGUGGCAAAAGCGACAGAUGCAACAGGAGCAGGUGAUCUGUUUGCAUGUGGGUUUUUGUAUGGAUUGGUUAAGGGGUUAUCUCUGGAGGAAUGCUGCAAAGUUGGGUCAUGCAGUGGUGGAUCUGUUGUUCACUCUCUUGGUGGUGAGGUGACUCCUGAAAAUUGGCACUGGAUGUACAAGCAGAUGCAGGUCAAUGGCAUCACAGUUCCUGAUAUUCGCAUGUAGUGUCCUCCUCCUACUGAGGAAGUGAUCGUCUUUGUGCAUGCUUUUUAUUUUAUGUUUUUUUUCAAAGGUGGCAGCUGGUGCAUUUUGGGGCUAACUAUUUAACCAAUGCUAAUGCGUGCAAAACUGCUGUUUAUUUUCCGCAGCCAUACGGAAAAACAUAUGAAUGAAUGUUGAGUCACAAGCCAAAAUGAUUUAAUGAAA